AGUGUCAAAGUGUCAAGUCACACAAAAGUGUCAAUCAAUGUACUAGGAAAUUGGAAUUAUAGUUUUGAAGUACUGUAAUUUUAUUAAAAUUUCAGUAUUGGUAGAAUUAAAUAAUAAAUUAAAGUAGACCAUUAUGGCGGAGUUGCUACUCGACCCGAAAAUAAGAUUAUGGGUGUUUCUGCCCAUUGUAAUCAUUACAUUCUUGGUUGGUAUUGUAAGGCACUAUGUCUCAAUAAUUUUGUCUUCUCAAAAGAAAAUUGAGCUGCUUCAGGUUCAAGACAGUCAAGUAAUGAUCCGCGCUCGUCUUCUUCGUGAAAAUGGGAAGUACUUACCUCGACAGUCGUUUGCGAUGCGCCGUCAUUGGUUUAACAAUGAGGAGACAGGUUAUUUCAAAGUUCAGAAAAGAGCAGCUGCUUCUCAGAACCCUAUGACAGACCCAGGCAUGAUGACAGAUAUGUUGAAGGGAAAUGUGACAAAUGUGCUACCCAUGAUUGUCAUUGGAGGCUGGAUCAACUGGAUGUUCAGUGGCUUCCUUACUACCAAGGUACCAUUCCCGCUGACUCUGCGCUUCAAGCCGAUGCUGCAGCGUGGCGUUGAGCUCGCCUACCUGGACGCGUCGUGGGUCUCCUCUGCCUCCUGGUACUUCCUCAACGUUUUCGGUCUGCGCACCAUCUAUGCUCUAGUCUUGGGAGAGAAUAAUGCUGCUGACCAAUCUAAGAUAAUGCAAGAGCAAAUGUCGGGAGCGGCGAUGGCCAUGCCUCCGGACCCGAAGGCUGCCUUCAAGGCCGAGUGGGAGGCGCUGGAGAUCACCGAGCAUCGCUGGGCCGUCGCCAACGCCGAAGCAGAAUUACUUGGCACUUCGGAAAAUCAUUCUUGAAUAUACGCAUUUAUUGUAUCUAGUAUAAAUUGUAUCAAUAAGAGAAUGGUAUUAGUGUAAUCUUUCUAUUUAUGAAAAUAAAUGAAUGUCUAUUUAUUGACAAGCUCACAA
Molecule: messenger RNA, 988 nt
Organism: Trichoplusia ni (cabbage looper)
Lineage: Eukaryota; Metazoa; Arthropoda; Insecta; Lepidoptera; Noctuidae
Gene: EMC3
Product: ER membrane protein complex subunit 3
Exons: 5
Coding region: 134-877 (247 amino acids)
Biological process (GO): protein folding in endoplasmic reticulum
Cellular component (GO): membrane; EMC complex
Source: RefSeq, a predicted model, not a curated record